This is a messenger RNA of Knipowitschia caucasica, 234 nucleotides long. NCBI's taxonomy places the organism in Eukaryota, Metazoa, Chordata, Actinopteri, Gobiiformes, Gobiidae. The record is from the annotation of a GenBank genome assembly.
AUGUCACUAAAGCAAAUUUUGAACGGAAGACCUUCCAUUUUUAGUGAAACACCACUUGAGGAGUUAAUAAAAACAGUAAAAAAUGCACUGGCAAUGGACUAUUUGGAAAUCAGAAAUGUGGAUUUUAUCAUCGACGUUAUGGUGCCAGAAGUAACAAUUGAUAUCCUCAUGAGAUUGGAAGGCUUCACAAGGUUCCAAGCCGAAUUGACCCUUGGCCGAAUAAUAGACGACUGA